Messenger RNA from Marchantia polymorpha subsp. ruderalis, 2823 nucleotides. The record is from the annotation of a GenBank genome assembly. Lineage: Eukaryota; Viridiplantae; Streptophyta; Marchantiopsida; Marchantiales; Marchantiaceae.
UUUGAGGGUAUAUCAGCUCACAAGCCGUUUGCUAUGGCAGGGGCCUCAUGGUGUGGGGUGAGAGAGCAGGCCUGGGUCUGGGCAGCGCAAGACGACGUCUUUGUACGGGGAUUGUGUCUAGACGCCUCUCGCUCAUGAUGAUUCCCGAACAUUCCUAUCAUUUCGGCACGAGGUGAUAGGGAUGAUUGAGCGACGAGGAGUUCUGCUAUGUCUGGUUAUCGUCGUUCUCGCACACGCAUGAGUGGAAGCUCUGUUGGAUUGUGACAAGUUAUCAUAAUUCUAAGUUGUUCGUAGGUUGCAGAGAAGGGAAGGCAUGCCCCACGAAGAGAAUUAAACAAAUCCGGAGGUCAGGUGGGGACCCUAGUGAGCUGCCACAUAGAGCAUCCUCAUAAUUGACACCUUCGUAUCCUUAGAGACCAGACCAUGAACUGGUUGGAACGGUUGGUAGAGUUAGCUGCACGUAAGGUUGCUGAUAAACUUAUGACCAGCAAGGAAGGACUUGCUUAUAUGAAGGACUUUGAGGAUGACGAUCCUCGCUUGGUCCGUAGGAUCUUCGUGGACCGGUCUAAGGAGAAGGAUGUAAAGAAGAACGAUCCAGACCUGGCCCACGUUGAUAAUGCCGAAGGAGCAAUGGAGGUCAAGAAGCGUGUCAUCCUCGGAAGGCUGGUCUAUGGGAUGUAUGACUGGUCCAGAGGUGCAGAAGAAUACGAGGAAUGGUGGACCAAGUCGCACUAUGAUCUGUGGAAGUUGGACAAAAUAUUGACUGAAGACGAGCUUAAUCUCUAUGCAACAGAAGUGCAGGAUCAGCAUAAGAACAAGUACUUCGGUGUCUUCCGACAAAAGGAGGGAAGUCCUUUCGUCAAGGAUGGCGACUACCCAGACUGGGUAGUCGCCAUCGGGGGAACUCAGCCCGAGUCUAUCGAGGAUCUCAUACACGAUUUCAGGAUCUUUGUGAAGAAAAAUAACUUUUCAAAAUUGAUCACAAUUCUGGAGGUUGUGGUCCGGCGUCUCGUUGUGCAACAUGGGAACUGCAACGUGAACGUGACCGGUCAUUCAAUCGGGGCCGCAGUGGGCUUGGUGGUCUGUCGAGGGCUGGCACUUGAGGGAUGUCUGGUCGAGGGCCACUUCUUCAAUCCUCCGCUCAUCACUCGGGAGUCGCCCCAUCACAGGAGAGGCAAAGCCGAGCUCGAGAUACUGGCCGAAUUCGGAUGGUAUCCGAAUCUCUAUGUGAACAAAUAUGACCACGUCAGCUCUAGUUUUCUCUCAUACUUCGCUAGUCCACACUUAGCUAAUCUAUCAGCAAUGAUUCAAUCUAUCAGCAAUGAUUUUCGUCAUAGACUGAGAUGGUAUGAUGCGCGGUUCCCGGAUGAACAUAUUGUUAAGAUCAAAAAGGAUCAAUACCACGUCGAUAGAGCACACGGUUUGUUGGUUUGGCUGAAUCCUGAAUACUCCGAGAAGACUCAUGUUGCUCUGUUUCCUUUUGCACGUAUUGUUAAGAUCCAAAAGUAUCCAAAAAACGUCGAUAGAGCACACGAUUUGUUGAUUUGGCUGGAUCCUGAUGUCCCACAUUCCAAGAUGGAAGAAGUUGCUUCAUACAAUGCUUUCUACUCUGACCGGUCGACGACCGACUCAGACGAAGACGAUUCAGAUGAUUCCAAUUCAGACCAUCCAGAUGAGAGAUUGAACACCAACGCUUCAAAUGAGGUUCCAGAAGAAGGGGGUUCCGCAAAUGAGAUAGCAUCUAUGGUCGAAAAUCGGAUUAAUGACGAACUGUAUGUGCUGUAUGAACCAUCGGAUGGACUACCUUACGACACGGAGAUAAUAUUUGUGCACGACCUAUACACUGAAGGCUGUAGAGAUGCAUGGAGGACGACAUGGACCAACGAGGAUGGCGUAUGCUGGCCAAAACAAUUCUUGGCAGAAAAGUUCCCAAGAGCUCGUAUGUUAUCGGUGUCUUAUGAUGCUUGUGUGACUACAAAUAGUACCCAGGGCCGAAUGGACUCCUUGUACGUCAUUGCGGAAAAUUUGAUGCACAACCUUUUUCUUCAAAGCAGCAACGUUGGGCAGACACCCAACUGCCCAGUUUUCUUUGUCGGACAUGGCCUGGGAUGCUUCGUAAUUAAGAAACUGAUGAUCACAGUUGAUAGCUAUAGGGGGUACCAUCAAGAGAGAAGGAACAGAUUGAUGAACAACGUCGGUGGCUUUGUGUUCUACUCUCCUUUCAAUUUCGGAGUCAAAUGGAAUUUGUAUGAAUUUGAGUCUGGUCAAAAGAAUCCACUGGCGAACAACUUGAUAGUACAUCAUCCAGAGCUUAGUCGACUCAAUGGUGAAUUCAGUAAGCUUCGACGAGAUAUGCAAAACCGCCGAGAAUCAAAACUUCUGUGGUCAGUUCUGACAAUUUGCGAGUCACAUCCAACAGCAUCAAAAGCGCCUGGUCAUCAAACAUCAGAACCCUUUGUGUCAGAGGGAACUGCCAGAUUCGAUUGUGAGUUGUUCCUGUUUGGAGAUGGUGACCAUUUUAGUCUCUGCAAACCACUGUCAAUGGGACAAGUUGGAUAUCAAUCCGUCGAAGAUUUCAUUGCUAAUAUCCUGGAGGAGAGUUAUAGAGGAUCUCCUCCCAAGUUCAUACCUAAGUUUAUUCCGACAUCUGAUGAAAAUAAAUCCAGAUCAAUUCAGGGUGGAGUGGGUUAGUAUCAGGCGUUGGCAACGGGAGCGGGAGCUUAGCGUAUUCAGUGGACCUUUGCAACACUUGUAAUUCUCCCUCUGACGGAAAGCGUCAUAAACUCAUGUAAGGGCCUCUAUUAAGUAUUCUGUAUGUUCUCC